Messenger RNA from Papilio xuthus (Asian swallowtail), 1958 nucleotides. Its product is annotated as phosphoribosyl pyrophosphate synthase-associated protein 2. Bases 223 to 1356 code for a protein of 377 amino acids. Lineage: Eukaryota; Metazoa; Arthropoda; Insecta; Lepidoptera; Papilionidae. Gene Ontology annotation, molecular function: ribose phosphate diphosphokinase activity; ATP binding; magnesium ion binding. The record is from RefSeq and is a predicted model, not a curated record. Gene Ontology annotation, cellular component: ribose phosphate diphosphokinase complex; cytoplasm. The transcript is spliced from 7 exons. Gene Ontology annotation, biological process: 5-phosphoribose 1-diphosphate biosynthetic process; purine nucleotide biosynthetic process.
ACAAUUAAUAUCGCUGUCUUGCUGUCGUUAAAAUGAUUAAAACAUUUUUAUUCUCCUAAAUUCGCUUUUAUUAAUAUUAUUUCUUUGCAGAAAUCCAGUAUCAUCAAUUUGUGAGAUCUGAGCAUUGCCGCUGAAAAUCUCAUCUGCUUACAUUUGAUUAAUCAUUUAAUUUGUAACAUUCAUUUAAAGUAGGCUGUUGUUCAAGACUGCCUUCAGGUUAUUAUGUUACUCAACAAAACCAGGUUGGUUGGAUUUACAAAUCAUUCCCGCAAUAGCAAUAUGGAGAGCAAUUCCACGUCGGACAUUGUUAUUUUAAGCGGUAAUUCGCAUCCUGAAUUAGCUGAUCUGAUCGCAGACCGCCUUGGCGUACGUAAAGGAGGAUGUUCAGUAUACCAUAAAACUAACAGAGAGACUAUGGUGGAAAUUGCAGAUUCUAUUAGAGGCAAAAAUAUUUACAUUGUCCAAACUGGUACUAAGGAUGUAAACAACAAUAUAAUGGAACUAUUAAUCAUGGCUUAUGCAUGCAAAACAUCAUCGGCUCGAUCCAUUGUUGGGGUUAUUCCAUACUUACCAUACAGCAAACAGUGCAAAAUGAGGAAACGCGGGUGCAUUGUUACAAAACUUUUGGCACAGAUGAUGUGCAAAUCUGGCUUAACUCACAUCAUCACUAUGGAUCUCCAUCAAAAGGAAAUACAGGGAUUUUAUGAUUGUCCAGUUGACAACUUGAGGGCUUCACCAUUUUUAUUGCAGUACAUUCAAGAAAGUAUACCUGAUUACCGUAAUUCAGUGAUAGUGGCUCGUAACCCAGGCUCUGCUAAGAAGGCUACAUCAUACGCUGAGCGAUUGCGUCUUGGGAUUGCCGUAAUUCACGGAGAACAGAAAGAAGCAGAAAGUGAUGAAGUUGAUGGGCGGUAUUCGCCACCUUGCAUUCCAAGUGUUGACAGGUCCCGCACAAUGGAUGUGUCAGUAGGUGUGCCAGUACAUCCUGCUAAGGAGAAGCCACCUAUCAAUGUUGUUGGAGAUGUAGGAGGAAGGAUCGCUAUUAUGGUGGAUGAUAUGAUUGACGAUGUUCAGUCUUUUGUCGCUGCGGCAGAAGUUUUAAAGGAAUGUGGCGCUUACAAAAUAUAUGUGCUGGCAACACACGGCCUUCUGUCAUCUGAUGCUCCGCGUCUCAUUGAAGAUUCGCCGAUAGACGAAGUUGUGGUGACCAACACUGUACCACAUGAGCUCCAGAAAAUGCAGUGCAACAAAAUCAAAACAAUCGACAUUUCUGUACUGCUCAGUGAAGCGAUCAGACGCAUUCAUAACAAAGAAUCUAUGUCUUAUCUGUUCAAAAACGUCACACUUGAAGAUUAAUUUCGAUGUUUAGGUUUUAUUUUUAAAGUAUUCAGUAAUCCAUUUUAUUGUGUGCAAAUUGUAAUAUAAGAAAGUUAGUAUUUUUGAAAGGAUAUUUUAUAGGAUAACAAAAAAAUGAAUCCGAAUAUUUAGUUUUCGACUCCAUUCUCAUGCAUGUUAGUUUUUAUUUAUUAAUUUAUAAGUAUGAUUACUUCCAUAAUUAAAGUUAAGAUUUGACAUUAAAAUUUUGUUACUGUGAACUUUGAUUAACAUGACUUGUAUUGCACAUAUUUUUUUCUCUGUAUUUGUCCACGUGAGUAAAAGGGAUGGUAAUAUGUGUCAAUUUUGUCAGUCAAAAUCCACAGUAAGACAUUAUCCAAUUUACCCUAGUUUUUUUAAAUUGUAUAACACUCAUAUAGGUCUAAUUGUAUGUUAAUUUCCCUGGUUGCUUGUUUAAAAUCCAUAAAUAUCUCUAGAUCUAAAUGCAAAUUCACAUUGUUACUAUAAUGUAAAAGUGUUUAAUGAUAGUUAUGAAUAUUUUCCAAAGCUUUUGUGAAUAACGAGUGUGUAAUAUAUCCUUAAAUGGCUAUUUUAUAGAUAGAUAAAUAAAAACUAGAAAUUAA